UUUCUCUUCUUCUUUCCUGCAGCCCAAGAAACCGAUUUACUUAAACCUUCACCCAAGUCCCAAUGGCGAAAAUCAAACAGUUACCGAUUCGUUUCGUCCACCUCUGUCUUCUUCGUUCUCUACAUACGCCUCCAAUCCUUAACGAUCUUGAGCAUGAAGCUGGACACUAGCGGUCUUGAAUCGGCUACUUUUCUCUCUGGCGCGGGCAGUACUGAGCUACUCGAUGGAUUAUCCUCGGCGCCUUCUUUUGGUAUUCCAAAUGCUAGGAAUUUUGAUGGGUUUCAGAAAGAGGCUAUUCAGAUGGUGAAGCCAGCAAAGGGGACAACCACUCUGGCCUUCACUUUCAAGGAAGGAGUCAUGGUUGCUGCUGAUUCCCGAGCGAGCAUGGGAGGGUACAUAUCAUCCCAAUCUGCGAAGAAGAUUAUUGAAAUAAAUUCAUACAUGCUUGGCACAAUGGCUGGAGGAGCUGCUGAUUGCCAGUUUUGGCACAGAAAUCUUGGAAUUAAGUGUCGACGACAUGAGUUGGAAAACAAGCGUAGAAUUUCCGUGACGGGUGCAUCUAAGUUGCUAGCUAACAUUCUAUAUUCGUAUCGGGGAAUGGGUCUUUCAGUUGGUACCAUGAUUGCUGGAUGGGAUGAAACUGGUCCUGGAUUGUACUAUGUUGACAGUGAAGGAGGAAGACUGAAAGGAACUCGAUUCUCAGUUGGAUCAGGUUCACCUUAUGCAUAUUGUGUCCUGGACAAUGGUUAUCAGUACGAUUUAUCAGUUGAAGAGGCUGCUGAACUGGCUAGAAGAGCAAUUUAUCAUGCAACAUUCCGAGACGGGGCCAGUGGUGGAGUUGCGAGUGUUUAUCAUGUUGGACCAAAUGGAUGGAAGAAACUAUCUGGUGAUGAUGUUGGAGAACUUCACUACAAAUAUUAUCCUGUUGUGCAUGAUACAGUUGAACAGGAAAUGAUUGAAGUCACCGUGUAGAUCUUUUUAACAAAUGGAUCCCAGGUUUCACCUUCUCUCCAAACAAACUACUUGAUGUAUUUUGUUAACUAGCAAACACAUUUCGCUUUAGAAAAUUACUUAGAUGCAUCUUAUUUUAUGCAUCAUACCAAAUUGUCCGAUCAUAAUCUGUCAUGCUGUAAAUUCAUCUCACGUCUUCUUUAAAUAUUUUUAUUUUCUCUUUUGUAUGUGUGUGAUGAGAGCAGGGUAGCGAUAGCACUCAAUUAUUGCUCUUUGUUUGGUUGAAAAUCUAUGUACUAUAGUGCUUUUAGGUAACUCUUUGUUUUUUAUGACAAAGGAGAAGUCAAAUUCUAUAAGAAUUGAAAUUAUGAUA
Messenger RNA from Cucumis sativus (cucumber), 1324 nucleotides. Its product is annotated as proteasome subunit beta type-5. The record is from RefSeq and is a predicted model, not a curated record. Gene Ontology annotation, cellular component: proteasome core complex. NCBI's taxonomy places the organism in Eukaryota, Viridiplantae, Streptophyta, Magnoliopsida, Cucurbitales, Cucurbitaceae. Bases 154 to 972 code for a protein of 272 amino acids. Gene Ontology annotation, molecular function: threonine-type endopeptidase activity. The transcript is spliced from 8 exons.